CCACGCGUUAGCUCUACCACGCGUUUCAUAUCCUACACCACAGCUCCAGGAGGCCUCCCGAGUUGGUUCGGCAUGACACGGUCCGUUACAUUUCUUUAGCACCACGACCUACUAAUCAACGCCCUUCUGGUUUCCAGUAAAUCAUUUACAGUCUGCUUCGAACAAUCUCAGAUUGAGCCUCUUUACGGGGUCAAUAAUCCCGCGAGAAACGGAAGUAAGAAACUAGUACCGCUCACUGCUAGUAGUAACGUCGCGCGAGGCUCGCGGAGCUCCGCCAUGGCGACGUUCGAGAAAUCAGCCACAGCCUCCCCUCUCCUCUCCUCAUCCGCCUCCUCCUUCUCCUGCCGCUCUCCCGCACUGCAGCAGUCACUCGGCGCGGCGUCGCCGUCGCUCUCCCCGUGUCCGUCGCUCAACGCGUCGUCCGUGAUCGUCCUGCUCCCAGACGACAGCGUGCGACUGUACGAGCAGCGCAUUUCCGCCAAUCGCGUGCUCGCGGAAUUCCCCAACCACGAGCUCCGUCGCGCGGGCAGCGGGCGGUCGCUGGACACGAGCAGUCAUCUAUCGUCGCGUGAAACCUACGCGCUGAUCAACCCCCAACUCCAACUUGGCCCCAAACCUGAACCAUCUCACCAUCACCCCACAGCGUCAAGCCAGCAGCAGCGGCCGCCGCAGCUGCCGCUGUCCCAGAACGAGUCGUUCUCGCAGCUGCCUCGAGAAUACUCGCCGACGGCGCCGCCGCUGCAACGCGCGCGAACGACAAGCCCGGAACGGAGUCAUUCUGCCGCCCCAAGUAAUGCCAUCGCUAUCCUCAAUGAUAGUACGAACUCUUGUCAUCCCGUGACUCACGCGCCGCCGGAUGAGCCGCAGCGAGGACGGAGCUCGACGCGCCGAAGCGCCGCUUCGACGGCGGCAGAUACCCGGCGCCGCUGCGACGACGGAAAUUGCGGCGCCGCUCCCCAUCGCGUCUUUGAUGAGAUAGUGGCAGCGCCGACCUCGCCUUACGACGGUCCGUUUGUAGCUUCUGCCGGCCGCUCUGUUGGCCCUGACGGUCGUGAUCGCGCGCAACGCGCCGGCGCCGCGACUUGCGGGGAGACGGUUUCCGCCGCAGGAGCAGCGGCAGACCAGGAACGCGCGUCGGAAAGGACGGGCUUUGGCGAAUCCCCGUCGCGAGACUACAGUCCUCAGGCUGCCGAAAACGAAUGGAGCGAACAAUCGGUGGCGGGUGAUUCUUGUACUCCCGGUGACGCCGCCGCGUCGGCUUGGGCGGCGCGGCGUGACGAUCACUUCGUAACGACGGCGGCGAUGGCGUCGCCUCUGUGGCGGCAGUCGUCGCUGACGACUUACCUGCCGUCCACGGCGGGCGGAAGGUUCCUCGCCGCCACCACUGGCAUGAUCAUGCACGCGCAGCACGCGCCGCACGCACCGCACGCACCGGCGCCGCUCUUCCCGAUGGCGUUUCCUGACACGAAGGCGGCCGACGCGCCGCUGCCGCCGUCGCAGAUGCCGCCGCCGCCGCCGCUUGACACGUCAGCGCUGCUUUGCCCCGACUCGGAGCUGCUGACUCAUGGCGAGCUGCAAUUUGAUUCGUGGAUCGACGAGUCUGCUGCUGACGUGGCAACGCCGCGCCUGCCGCCUCAUCGUCAUGUUCCGAGUCGUGCGGAAGAAUCUGCGAGCGUCGACGGUCUCCGCGGAAUCCGCGGAACCGUCGCGGCGGGGGGGGGAGGUCAGAGGGAGUGGCGCGGAGGCGAUGCCGCGAGAGGUAGCCUUCCGCCAGAGCUCCCCCAAAAUGGUCCGAAUGCCGCCAAUCACGGACUCAAGGCUACCGCUAGUACUACCAGUGGUACUGAGUCUACUAGACUUAGUACCGGCGCGGGAGACGGCGAAAGGAGCGGUGCCGAUUGCUUUAGCGCUUCGGAGUCGGAGGGAGGGGAGGCAUCAGCGGCAGCGAGAGCACGAGGCGGGGCGUUCGUGAGGAAGCGCGCCACGUCGGGAUUCCUGGACCUCUCCUCGUCUAGCGGUACUAACCUUUCUGCUACUCACAAUAGCAGCGGCGGCGGCGCAUGCGGCGGCGACGAUUCCCCCCCCAAGACGCGGCACGCUCGCGCCGGCAGCUCGCUGCUCGACGAGUGGUCGGAUCUGGGCGGCAGGCCGCCGUGGGUUGCGGGCGGCGGGGGUGCGAUGUCAGGCAAGGACGCGUCCGCGAAGUCGACGGAGAAGCGGCGGCCCAUCUUCCACCAGAAGACCCCGUCGGGGCGCAUUUUGCAGGAGCUGUUCGACCUGGAGAACGGCCCUCUGGAUCUGGAGUUCCUGGUGAGCCUGCGCACGCCCAGCCGCCGCCACUACGACUCGCCCGCACGCUCCUCCGCUCACUCCUCGCCUUACGCCCGCUACACGCUGACGGCCACGCCCCCUCGCCCCCCCUCGUCUCUCGCUCCUGCUCCUGCUCCUGGUGCUGCUUCGGACGGCCCGGCGCUGCUGGGUGCUGCCUUGGUCUCCCUUGAUUCAGCAGCCAUGGAUUGUCCGAUUCCUCGCUCUGCUUCCGCCGGUUCAGAUGCCCCGCACCUUUCUCCUGCUGUUUCUGCUGCUGCUGCUGCUUCCUCAGCUGGUUCUUCUGCUGCUGAUGAUGACGAGGCGGCAGCGGCGGCGGCGUCAGCAUGGGCAGCAGCUGAGCUGGUGGAUGGGUCGGUGUCGCCUGUGGCUUCUGCAUCGCGCGGCUGGAUUGCAUCGGCCGCGCGCUCGCGCUUCAUCUCGCGCAUCGCUCACAGCUUCAACUACUCCUCGCUGCAAGGCCGCCGCGGGCUCUUUGGCCUGCGGAACAAGAGCACCACCGGCAGCAGCAGCAGCAACGGGGGAGGCAACGGCGGGAAUGGCAUGUCAGCAACAGGCUCCACUGCUGCUGCUGCUGCUGCUGACAGUGCGUCAGGCAGUGGCAAGUCUGGCAGCAGAGUGGGAGGCGGCACUCGGUUGCUGAUCCGACGGGAAACCAUGCCCAUGGUGCGGCACGAGCACAUGGCAACGGCUCUGGAUGGCAGCUCAGACCGCUUCUCGGCGGCUGUUGCUGGUGCUGCCAUUCAUGCCAGUGCCUCGGACGGCGAUUUGAGCUCCACUGCUCACCUGCCCAAUGCUGCUCCACCAGUCCCUCAAUCCUCUGCUGCUGCUGUUGCUGCUGCUGCUAAGCACGAGGCGGGCCGGACCCUUACCAGGCAUGGUCUGGCGGGCAGCAGAGGCAGUACGCGCAGCAUCUCCAUCGGAGCAGCCAGCAGUGGCAGCAGCACGAGCGUGGGAGCGGCACACAGCAGCAGCAGCGUGGGGGUGGCACGCAGCAGCAGCAGCGCAAGCGGCGUGUCUCAGGCCAACAUGGUAGCAUGGGGGGGGGCGCCAGAGCCGAGCCUGCACGAUGCGGCAUGGAGAGUGCUGCUGAUGCAGCAGCAGAAGAUAGCUGAGAUGGAAGCGGAGAUCCUUGAGCUCAGGCAACGAUGCUGUGUGGCGGGGCUAGGUGGCAGUGGGGAUAGGGGCACAAGCGGAGGUGGCACGGUGGUGAUGCCUACUGCAGUGUCAGUUGACGGUGCUGAUUUUGUGCUGGAGAAGAAGCACGGAGGUGGGGCGUCAGGAGGAGCAGUGUAUGGUGGACUUGGGAAGUUCACGGCUUUGAGUGUGCGCAGCCGGCUUAGAGUGGGACUGGAGGAAAGGGGCGAGAACACGCUUGAAGUGGGAUGUGAUGAGAGGGAGAAUGCCGGAGGGAGCGAGGUCAUUAGCGUGCACAUCCCUUCGCCUACCUCCUCCCACUGCACUCCGAGGUGGACAGCCCGUGCUGCCCGCCGCCCUGACUCUCCCGUCGUCUCGCCUCGGUUUUCCCCCAGGCCUGCGGUUGCGGUGAUGGGUGCUGCUGCUGCUGCUGCUGCUGCUGCUGCGGGUCUAGCUUCGGAGUCUAGCUCUGCUGCUGCUGCUGGUGUUCGUCAAGGCUUCAAGGCGUUCUAGGUAUAGACAGGACGAUUUUUUAUUUGACUCAAGUGAUUUUUUCAGGUGCCGCAAGCCCUCAUUCAGCGGGGAUGAGGCAUUCGCUACUUGCUUGCCGCUUUCUGGGUUGCGGAUGGUUCUCGUGUAUUUGCAUUUGCAUUUGCAUUUGCUGAGUCGGGCCCCGUAUCUUGUUGCAGGGAGAAUGCUGUGUGCGCAUGGCUGAGCCGAACCAGCAGAUCACAGCUGCCCGCUAUUGCAACCCAUGAUUUCCCCUCUUUUUGGGUUUUUGUGCUCCUGGUUUUCUAGGUGCUUAUGUUACAGAGGUCUGUGGCUCAGUCCAGCGCACAUGUUAACAGGGUGAUUUACCCUGUUUCCUCGGAUUUUCAGGGUGUUUGUGUCACACAUAUAUGCAUAUGUUAUUAUAGGCAAAAUAGGUGCAUGCUCAUAGAGAGUACAACUCAUUAGCA
Molecule: messenger RNA, 4424 nt
Organism: Closterium sp. NIES-67
Lineage: Eukaryota; Viridiplantae; Streptophyta; Zygnematophyceae; Desmidiales; Closteriaceae
Source: the annotation of a GenBank genome assembly